AUGAAUCUCUCAAUGUCCCGUUUCGCCCUCGUGGCUGGUCUCCUACUGGGCCAUGCAUCGGCCAGCAUUUCCGCAGCCAGCUCCAUACCAGCAAGCAGUCAAGCACACACCAUGACUGCAAGCUGUGAGACACGACUGGGAACCAUGUCAGUGAAGUCAGUUCCUACUGUGACCCACACUCACACAAUCCAUGACCGUCAUCCAGUUGUGGUCUUCACAACCACCCUGGACACUGUCACUUCCACCCCCGCGGAGUCAACAGAGACCUCGACAGACUAUGAGACCACUACAGUCACCUCGACCGCUUCCACGGUGACUGAGACAUUCUCAACGACCUCAACUGAGUACUAUACCAGCAUUUUUACCCUGCAACUCUUGCCUGUGACCACGACUGUCUCUGCUGUGGUUUCCACCACCUAUACCAGUACCUCUACUAUUCCUGUCUCUACUGGUUUUACACCGAUUAUGGACACUCUUCCUCCUUCUGCUACAGUCAUCAGGCGAUCUCUGCUGGAGGAGCAAGAAGAGUGUGCUCCCUGGGUUGAUGACUACCAAUUCCCCCAAGAGGUGGUGUGCCACGAGAAGAAUGUUAUCAAGAUGACCACUGUUUCGACUGUCACUGGAUCCCCAGUGACUAGCACUGCUGAUACACCUACUACAACGGUGACCGUGACCAACACUGUGACGAGUAACUCGGUCGUUCUUCCCUCAGAUGUCUCCACCACCCUGAGCUACAGCACUACCUCAACCAUCACUGAGACAUUGCACUUACUAGCUAGUACUAGUACCGUGACAAGUACAUCUACUGCUGUCGGUGCCAUGGCCACAGCUAUAUUUCACGAUGCUUGCGCCGCCAACAACAUUGCCGGUGGCACUCUGUCUGCGGACUAUGGCAGUCUCCAGGGCAAAUACAUUAAUCAGUUGACAUUGAAUCAUAUUCCUGGCCAAACGAUGAAGGUUGGUAAUGCUGCUUCUGCGUAUGACUGUUGUGUUAGUUGCCAGGAGAGUGCUGCGUGUGCCAUGACAUACUUCUGGCAGUCAGGCUCGAUCUCCUACUGUUACGUGAUUUCCACCAGCGUGUGCUCAACUUCUACCUACGGUAUUGCCGGUUUUGGAACUGUGCAAAGUGGUAGUGGUUCGGCUUCAUUGUCAAAUGGAAACUGCGGUAUCAUUGUUUCUUGA
Messenger RNA from Penicillium salamii, 1182 nucleotides. Lineage: Eukaryota; Fungi; Ascomycota; Eurotiomycetes; Eurotiales; Aspergillaceae. The record is from the annotation of a GenBank genome assembly.